Zootermopsis nevadensis is the source of this 2270-nucleotide messenger RNA. It is a transcript of the gene IntS14, whose product is annotated as integrator complex subunit 14. Gene Ontology annotation, biological process: snRNA 3'-end processing. Lineage: Eukaryota; Metazoa; Arthropoda; Insecta; Blattodea; Termopsidae. The record is from RefSeq and is a predicted model, not a curated record. Gene Ontology annotation, cellular component: integrator complex.
UAUUGUAGUAUAUUUAAAUACUCGAAUACACUUUAAUCCAGGAACAUAACCUUUCUCACCUCUUUUUGAAGAAAUGUUUCAGCAAAUAAUGAGAAAUAAAAAAUAUUAGUAUCUCAGAUACAAAUAGACUUUUAGAGAUAAAUACUGCAACAUAUAGAGAAUGUGGUCAUAGUAUAUUAAACUAACAAAACCAUACCCUACUUAGUAUAACCAGGAAGGAGUAGUGUGGGAUCAAAAAUCACCCUUGAAUGGUGUGCUUGGGGGGGGGGGGGGUUGUAUUAUUCUUCACUAAAACAAAAGGACAACCUAGACACGUUCAGGAUGCAGACAUUUACGUGGCCUUAAAAUGUUAUCACAAGCUCUGGUCACUGUAUGUAAUCAUCCACAUAGAUAUAUAGAUAAGCUGUGGAAUCAUGCCGACUGUGAUAGUGAUUGAUGUAUCACUCUCAGUGACAAGGCCAGUCAUUUUACCAGAAACUGGAGAAACAUACAACCGUCAACAACUUGCUGUAUGUGGAAUCAACACCCUACUUGACUUCCUAGCUAUCCAUUCAAAGCUGGAAUUUGUUUCUCUGAUCGCGUUCUCUUCACUUUAUGAAAUAAUUUCCCCUUUCACACGUGAUUUUGAUGCCUUAAAAUUGAAGCUACAGCAACUGGAAGAAUAUGAUAAAACAUGCAUUGAGACAGCACUGCAUGGAGUCAACAGACUAGUCCUUGGAGAAUGGGGCAAUGCCACGCCUUGUCAGGUGGUACUGGUUACAGAUGGAAGUCCUGGAGUAGGCCCCAUGUCACUCAAGCAUUCACUGAGCACAUUAGCCCAACGAGACCCCGCGUCUCCUUUCCCAUUACCGUUUUCCUUCCCUGGUAAAUUAAGUGUCGUGUGUAUUGCUUCAACGGACGACCCUGGAUUACAGUUGGGUCUGCCGCUCUACCAUAGGUUAGUAGAGCUGGCAGGAUCUGACAGUGCAGUGCUUGUUCCGGAGGGACCCCUCUCUGUGAAAAGUGUGCAGACCAUGUUUCAGAAGCUGUCUGAGGCAAACUUUGCAUCAUUUCAGGGAAUGCUGAAGUGUGGUAACCUUGGAUCACAGAUUAUUCUUUCCCCAUCCCCUCAGCCAUUCUGUAAAGCAAAUGACUUUGAAUCAGUGAAAAGAAGCAUCUCUGAUACUAUUGAAGUGUGUGGGUUCAUAGACGUGACUGAUGUUGGUAGUCCCAUGGCUAUUUCUCGGCAUUUAGUGCUUCCCCACCCAACUGGAAAAAUAGAAGGUAUAUCAGCAGGAGUGAAAGUAGAAGUAGAUUCUGAAGAUGAAUCUAUGGUAGACGAAGGAAAAAUACCGUCAUUUUGUGUAUUACUGCAUGGUGCACUGAAAGUGGAAAACAUGGCAGCACUCUGCGUUUUAGCUGAGGAGUGGUUUGGAUUUGUUUAUUCAUGGGCUGACAGCAAGAAGAAGUCAAACUUGAUGCUAACGAUCCUAGAACCAGGAUCAAAUGUUGUACCAUGGCUGGGAGAUCUCAACAGACUGGGCUCUUUGGAAGACUUUCAUUCUAUGAACCAAGAAAAUGAGCUUGAACCUUCAUUUCCUGUCCGCCCACUCGAAAAAAGGAGUUAUUCUCAAAACUGUGUCGUGUGGAUACGGCAAGCGGGACUUCAGUCAGACAUACAGAAAAUACUUCGACAUGCACGUAAACUGCCUGACAAAACACAACAGUUUUACAAGGAACUCAACAGAGUGCGACGUGCAGCAAUAUCAUUUGGUUUCAUUGAACUCUUGGAUGGUCUAGCAGCCAUUUUUGAGCGUGAGUGUACAUUACUACCAGGCACAGCACAUCCUGACUGUGCCCUCCAGUUAACACACGCAGCAGGUGUUCUGCAUAAACCUUACAGCAGAGAUUUCAACUACAACAUAACUGCACUACGAACAAAGUUUAUUAAUGAUGACUGAAAAUGACUGAUUUGAAUUGUGUGCCACAGUGUUACAUUACCAUGUUUACUCUGAUUGCAUUUAACCUAUAGUCCGCGACUGUAAUCUUGUGACUUACAGAGUGAGGAAGUGGGGUGAAGGAGGAAAGAUAGCGUCUGCCUUUAACGCUUCGGACUUCCUGCGUUCCUCGCAAGUCUCAAGAUUACAGUCGUGUACUGUACAUAUGGACUGAAUUUAUAAUUAUUUGGCAUACUACCUGACAAUUUCCUUGCCUGUCAUAAAUAUUGGAAUGGUAGAAAUUCAAAUAUUUCUCCCCUUGGCUAAUUAAAGCAAAUAUGAUUUGUCUAGUUA